Molecule: messenger RNA, 1174 nt
Organism: Salvelinus sp. IW2-2015
Lineage: Eukaryota; Metazoa; Chordata; Actinopteri; Salmoniformes; Salmonidae
Gene: cebpg
Product: CCAAT enhancer binding protein gamma
Biological process (GO): DNA-templated transcription; regulation of transcription by RNA polymerase II
Molecular function (GO): RNA polymerase II cis-regulatory region sequence-specific DNA binding; DNA-binding transcription factor activity, RNA polymerase II-specific
Source: RefSeq, a predicted model, not a curated record
CUCUUUCCCUGACUACCCUGACUCAAGUAGAUCUGACUAAAAGUGUUGUUACCAUGACUACCCUGACUCAAGUAGGUCUAACUAAAAGUGCUGUUUCCCUGACUACCCUGACUCAAGUAGGUCUGACUAAAAGUGCUGUUUCCAUGACUACCCUGACUCAAGUAGGUCUAACUAAAAGUGCUGUUUCCAUGACUACCCUGACUCAAGUUGGUCUGACUAAAAGUGCUGUUUCCAUGACUACCCUGACUCAAGUAGUUCUGACUAAAAGCUCAUAGUAUAGAAUGUUCUUAGCUGUCACCUGUGUGUAGCCUCAUUUUAAUAAUGAAUCCCCCUAUCAACAUGUGUUUCAUACCCGUUUCUUCUCAGGGCAAAGUGAAAGUCUUAACACAUUUCCAUUGUCCUUCCAGACUCCAAUAACUCCAGUCGACAGGAGUGCAUCCAGACACCUAGCCCAUUCCUCCAGAGUGUCACCCAACCAGCACGCCAGUCAUAGCAGACGGACGGUGAGACCAGUGGUCGGCAGAUCCAAACCAAAUGAGCGAGCGGUCGCAGCAGAAGAUAAACACGGAGCAGAACAGGGGGACUGUUAGUGUGAUCCAGGGCCGGGCUAGCGGAGCAACAACAUCAGGACCACCAGGAGGAAGCUUACAGCGGGUACCCCAGCUAGUCCCUGUGACCCCAGCCGGAGGAGGAGGAGGAGGAGGAGGCAAGGCCACCCCACCACCCAGCAAGAUGAAGAAGACGUCGGGGGACAAGGACAGUGACGAGUACCGUCAGCGGCGGGAACACAACCUGGCGUUGAAGAAGAGCAGGAUGAGAUCUAAGCAGAAGGCGCAGGACACGCAGCAACGUGUUAACGAGCUGAAAGAGGAGAACGAGAGGCUGGAAGCUAAGAUCAAGCUGCUCAGCAAAGAGCUGUCUGUCCUCAAGGACCUCUUCCGACACGCCCACAACCUGGCCGACAACGUCCAAGCGCCUGGCGCGGAGGGGGCCAGCCCCGCCCACAACAACAACAACAACAACAUGGGGCGUGUAACAACAAUAACAACAGCCAAUGAGAAGAGGGCAGGGACAUGAAAAUAUGAUACCUCAUUGUGUUGUCUCCCAAAUGGCACCCUAUUCCCCAUAGGGCUCUGGUCUAAAGUAGUGCACUACAUAGGGAAUAGGGUGCCAU